Molecule: messenger RNA, 1872 nt
Organism: Cynara cardunculus var. scolymus (artichoke)
Lineage: Eukaryota; Viridiplantae; Streptophyta; Magnoliopsida; Asterales; Asteraceae
Product: pentatricopeptide repeat-containing protein At3g29230-like
Exons: 1
Coding region: 1-1872 (623 amino acids)
Biological process (GO): RNA modification
Molecular function (GO): RNA binding; protein binding
Source: RefSeq, a predicted model, not a curated record
AUGGAGCGUGAAAUUGUCAGGUUCUUGCAGAAGUGCAAGAGCAUCAAUCAUUUAAAGCAAAUCCAUCUCCGAAUACUCAUCAAUGGCCUCGAAGACAACAAGAGUAUACUGCAUAACCUCAUCACUGUUUCGUCUGACCUCAUUUCACUUGAUUAUGCUUUCAACGUGCUUCAGUCUUCGAAUUCUUCUGACGUUGUUGCUUACAACACAAUGAUCAAAUGCUUUGCUGGUGGGAGAAGAAAAUUUUCAGCACAUAAUGCAACCAUUGCUUACAAAGAAAUGAGGAGAAAAGAGUUUUUAGUAUUACCGAACAGUUUCACCUUCACUUUUCUUCUGAGAUGUUUCGAUGUUUUGGAUGUUGGUAGAAUGAUUCAUGGGGAAAUUUUGAAGAUGGGAUUUGAUGUUUGGAGCGUGUUUGUUGGAAACACCCUUUUGAAUUUCUACGGUAAACAUGGUACUCUUGGUGUUGAUUUGGCAUGCAAAUUGUUCGAUGAUAUGCCUGAGAGAGAUGCUGUGUCUUGGAAUACUAUGAUUGGGAUGUAUAUGGAUUGUGGACAAGUUGAAUCAGCUAUUAGGUUGUUUGAAUCGAUGCCGGAAAAGACUGUUGUGACAUGGAAUUCUGUUAUCACUGGGUUGGCAAAGAACGGAAAGAUGGAAUCUGCCCGUUUGGUGUUUGACAAAAUGCCAGAGAAAAAUGAGGUUUCUUGGAACUGUGUGAUAUCUGGAUAUGUGAAGGCAGGUGAUUUGGCAAACGCGGAGACCAUUUUUAAGGAGAUGCCAAUAAAGUCUGUGGUAACAUGUACUGCAAUCAUAUCAGGAUAUGCUUCAAUUGGAGAUAUUGAAUCUGCAAGAAAACUGUUUGAUCAGAUGGGAAGCAAAAGAAAUAUUGUUACUUGGAACGCUAUGAUUGCUGGCUAUGUCAAUCAAAGUAUAUUUGAUGAAGCUCUUUCUGUGUUUCGUUUGAUGCUAUUCGAUGGCAAAUGCAGACCUGAUCAGAUUACUUUGAUUAGUGUCCUAUCUGCCUGUUCUCACUUGGGUUCUCUUGAAAAUGGAAAAUGGAUAAGCUCUUAUAUCAACAAAAACAAGAUAAAUUUGUCAACCCCUUUAGGAAAUGCACUGAUAGACAUGUUUGCAAAAUGUGGCGAUAUCGAAAGCAGUAAAGCAGUUUUCCAUCGGAUGUCCAACAGAUGUAUAAUCACUUGGACAACAAUGCUGUCCGGCUUGGCUGUUAAUGGGAUGUGUAAAGAAGCCUUGGCAUUGUUCAACAAGAUGUGCGAUGAUGGAACGAAACCAGAUGAUGUCAUGUUCAUCGCUGUUCUAUCAGCUUGCAACCAUGGAGGGCUGGUGGAAGAGGGUAAAAUUUUAUUUAAAAAAAUGGUACACGAUUUUGGCAUUGAACCACAAAUCGAGCAUUAUGGAUGCAUCAUUGAUCUUCUAGCUCGAUCUGGGGAGUUGGAUGAAGCAGUCAGAUUGACAGAAAACAUGCACUUGCCGCCUAAUGUGGUGAUUUGGGCUGCAUUAACCAGCGCCUGUAAGGUACAUGGAAAUGGUAAGUUGUUUAAUUACGUAACCAAGAAAGUAUUAGAUCAAGAACCAUCAAAUCCUAGCUAUUUGACACUAAUUACAAAUUUGAGUUCAUCAAUUGGAAAGUGGCAAGAGACUUUGAGGUUUAGGAGGGUAAUGAGACAGCAAGGAAUUGAAAAGGUUCCAGGUUGUAGCUUAAUAGAAAUAGGGGAUACUGUUCAUGAGUUUGUAGCUAGAGAUACAAGUCAUAUGCACAGGAGUGAUAUCUAUGCAAUCUUGGAAUCUUUAAACGGUCAUCUGUCGUCACAUUGUGAUUUGAAGUGUGGGUUUACUGGUCAGAAAUCCUAA